Molecule: messenger RNA, 848 nt
Organism: Plutella xylostella (diamondback moth)
Lineage: Eukaryota; Metazoa; Arthropoda; Insecta; Lepidoptera; Plutellidae
Product: adenosine 5'-monophosphoramidase HINT3
Molecular function (GO): catalytic activity
Source: RefSeq, a predicted model, not a curated record
AAAAGACAGCUGCUUUGUUUUCAAUGCGCACAGUAAAAUGCCAAUCUUAGCGAAUAUUUUCCAUUUUAUUUGGAAAAAGUUAAAGUCAAGUAAAGUUUCUAAUAUAUUACGCAUAUUUUUUGGUUUAAGUUUCGUAUUAUAUAUCAUACUAAUCAUGAGUGCCCCUACGACACCCGAAGCGGCAAAAUCUGCUUGUAUAUUCUGCAAUAUUGCCAACAAAUUAACCGACACGGAAAUUUUGUUUGAAGAUGAAGAAGUUUGUGUGUUCAGAGAUAUCAAACCAGCAAGCAAAUACCACGUAUUAGUCAUACCUAAAAGGCAUAUAGAAGAUGCUAAAGCACUGGUCCCAGCUGAUAAGGAACUAGUGGAAAGAAUGCUAUCAGUAGCGAAGGAACUGUUGGCUAAGAACAACUACUCGGAGGACACGGCCCGGCUCGGCUUCCACUGGCCGCCGUUCCGCUCCGUGCACCACCUACACCUGCAUGUGAUCGCCCCCGAGGCGGACCUGGGGUAUGUGGCGCGGCUUGUCUUCAUGAAGAACUCGUAUUGGUUUGUCUCGCCAGAGUACGUCAUUUCCAAGCUAUGAUUUAAAAGCAAAGAAGCCUAAUUUAUUAAGAAUAAAUAUUCCAAAUGAUGAAAAUUAUUAUAAAAUAGUGCAGCUGAAACAGCAGUUAUCUCCAUUGCUAUGGCUCAAGCAAGAAAAUGACUACAAUUCUUGACAAAAUAGUUUAUUUUUAUCAAGAGGAGUGAUGCGUUUAGCAAAUUUUAUGUUCUAGCUAAAUAUUUACAUUAGUAUAUAUGUGUUAUUAUUUAUUUUAAACUUAAUAUAUACUUUUCCUAUUUGCUAA